Molecule: messenger RNA, 4371 nt
Organism: Eublepharis macularius
Lineage: Eukaryota; Metazoa; Chordata; Lepidosauria; Squamata; Eublepharidae
Gene: TMX1
Product: thioredoxin related transmembrane protein 1
Exons: 8
Coding region: 21-848 (275 amino acids)
Source: RefSeq, a predicted model, not a curated record
GGAAGGCGGAAGUGGCCAAGAUGGCGGCCUCCGCGGCGGGUCCGGCGCUGCUGCUGCUGCCGCUGCUCCUGGCGGCGGCCGGGCCGGCUCUGGCGGGGCGCAGCCAAGUGCGGGCGCUGAGCGACGGGACGUGGCGGGAGCUGCUGCGCGGGGAGUGGAUGGUGGAGUUCUACGCUCCUUGGUGUCCUGCUUGCCAGAAUUUACAGCCCGAAUGGGAAAGCUUCGCUGAGUGGGGAGAGGAUCUCGAAGUUAAUGUUGCAAAAGUGGAUGUGACGGAGCAGCCAGGACUGAGCGGACGAUUUAUCAUAACAGCACUCCCGACCAUCUACCAUUGCAAAGAUGGAGAAUUUAGGCGGUACCAGGGUCCACGGACUAAAACGGACUUCAUCAAUUUCAUCAGUGACCAAGAAUGGAAGUCCAUCGAGCCUGUUUCUUCUUGGCUUGGUCCAUCUUCGUUCCUGAUGAGCAGCAUGUCGGCGCUGUUCCAGCUGUCCAUGUGGAUCAGGCACUGCCACAACUAUCUGACGGAGAACCUCGGCAUGCCGGCCUGGGGGUCCUACGCCAUCUUCGCCUUUGCCACCUUGUUCUCGGGACUGCUGCUGGGGCUCCUGAUGGUGUUCCUGGCCGAUUGCCUUUGUCCCUCCAAAAGGCCCAGGCCCCCUCCGUACACUUACCAAAAAAAGUUUCCUGAGUCUGCUGAGCUCUGGAAGCAGCUGGGUGAAGAGGUCGAGCCAGACGAGGGCGACGCUUUGGAUGCUGACCUGAAGCACCGAGAGGCCCCCACCCCUGUGCCGAAUGCAGUGCGGCAGCGAGCCGUCGCCCCUGCCGCAGAAGUGGAGAAGUCGUAGCAGCCCACCCGCUCUCCCGCGUCACUGUACAGUGGUUGGUCAGAUGUGCGGGGGGAGGGUCCCUCCUCCCCAGGAGAACUGAGAGACGCAACAGUCCGGGGAAACCCUUCUGCUUGGAAAGCCUCUUAGAGGCACUCGUUGGAUUAAAGUCUGCUAUUUGACGUGGUCGCUCUGGAAGCGCUGGGCUCAGCCAGGGGCGGUUUGUAAAAGGGGCCUGUAUCUAGAACGUGGUGUCUCCAGAGGAGUUGUUCCCCGUGACCCCUGCCGGGCAGCUCAGCCAGUGGCCCUGUUUCCAAGCUGCAGCCUGGACUUCUCUGUAAAAACAAAACGAAAACCUCCCCCUUGUGCCUGUGGGAUGGAAAUCCGGCAGAUGUCCCUCCCUUUGCAUUCUCUAAUGUUACCAAGCCUGUAGUGUUGUAGAAGGCUCUGACCAAACCGGCCAAAGGGGAUGCCCAAGGGGGAGGGUCUUUGGCCUUGUGGCUCUUGAACGACAGCCUCCCCCCCCCACACACACACACAUGUGACAAACUGCUUUUGAAACUGAGAUGAGUUUUGCUAGCAGGUGGGGCAGGGGCUCCUGUUCAAAGGACUAUGUCCCAAAUCCGCGGGGUCCCGUGCGAGCCUUUCAACAUGUCUGAAGCAGCUGUCAUGUUUCCUCCUGUGGCUUGUUUGCAUUGCCUGCCUGUAAGCAUCAGAUGGCUCCCUUUGUGCAACGUGCCGCUUCUGUCCCAGGCUGUAUCUCUCGAUUUCAGACCCCACAAAGCAGAGAGGGGCUGUGUCCCAAAUUCCAUCUUCUGCCGUUUGGUGCCACUGGCUGGGCAUGGGGCCAGGCAGUGUUACUGCGGGAUGACCGGAUGUGGCUGGAUGUGAAGUCUGCAGUUCAGUCACCUUCGAACCUGCAUAGUGUUCGUUUGUUGUUGUUUACAGUAUCUUGAAAGUGAAGGACCGGGUGCUGUUGGCACGGUGCUGAUCUCUCUUCCCAGGUGCCUUUUUGUACCGGGAUUCUUCCCUUUCGUGCUUUGGAGCACGUUGGCUUCUGCAGCAGUUUCCUUCAGCCAGGGCUUGAAGUCCAGCAGUGUUGAACCCCGUGUGCAUUUCCGUAUGUGUCUGUUGUGCUCUGCUUUCCAGGGCCGACGGUUGCACACUUCCCUUUCUCAGCCACAGCCGUCUCCUGUGAAAAGCUGCCCAUCUGGGACUGACCACUUUCCAGUACUCGCAUUUGAUCCUUGGGAUCAGCAGUGGGGGCAGUUUUGGUGUAAUUUCACCUUUCUUCUCUGCAUCCACGCACUGCAUGUUGCUACAGAAUUUAAAAGAAGGUCGGGCUGGGUGGGCUGUAAGGCUAGUUUUUGACACAGCAGCCAAAUUCGCCUCCCUUGGCAACCCUUUUGCUAAGUUUAGAUGAGCUGUCGAGACUAGAUGCUGGAAAGUGAAUUUAGCAAAUAGGUUGGCUCACAGCAGCAGAGACCAAGAAUGGCCAGCGUGGUCCGUGAUCUGGUGAGAUUCCCCCAAUACCUUGGAACCUGCUUUGGUAUUGCUGUUCGUUACAUUCCACUGCAAAAUUGGAUGUGGGAGGUUCUUCUUUGCAAGUUGCUUGCUUCAUCUGACCGUGGGCGGAUGACAAGAUCUUGUGCCCCCACUCAAGACCUACAGUGCACGUUGCCCUCUCGGGCUGGGCGCUCUGACAUCUUUUCCCUCUCGUAUUGCCUGCCCUGCAGAACAGACGCUGCCAGCUCUCUUCAGGAGGACGUAGAAGGCAGGGAGCGGCCCAGCUGCUGGUGCUGUAUGAGGCUUCCCAGCGGGGUGGGCAGGCCACAGGGCUGGCAGGCAUUCGCCUCUCUCUGUGUUGCCGUGUUUGCCCCUCUUGCAGCCUAGUGGUUUUUAGGCAUGAAGGAGAGAAUCACGGAAAGCAACAGGAAACCAACACAUGCGCCGUGAUCAGCUUACUAGGACAGCAAAAUUAAACCAUUUGUAAUCACAAUCAAGAGUUUAUACAAUUGAUUUAAGUGUGUGUUUAUAACUCAUUGUUUCCAAAAAUGCACACAGCCAUAACACACUGGGAGCAAGUGGUCAUUCAGGCAUUAAAGAAGUACUUGAAAGCAUUUACCGAUUUUAUAACAAAACCAAACUAGCAAUGCAGAGAAGAUAACAGACACAAAUUUCUAGAAAGCGAAGCGCUGGUGACUGAAUUGCUCAAACACGAGUCUGUAUAUAGCUACAAUAGUAAUUUCAAAGUGCUGGCGCCUGUACAAAGUGACUGUGCUUGCCCAGAGUUCGUAUAGUAAACAACAUGCAAAUGCAGCAAUGCGGUUUUUUUCAAAUAAAGGUAACAGUUCAACGUAAAGGGAUGUGUCUUCUGGAUUUUGGAAAUGAUUCAUUAUAAACACAAACUUUUAAAUCAAUUGCCUAAACUCUUUAUUGUGAUUACAAAUGAUUUAAUUUUGCUGUCCUUGUAAGUUGAUAACGGCAUGUUUUUGGGUUUGCCUGGUGGUUUUUAAGCAAGUUUGUUGGAAAGCAGGCUUGCAGGGGUGUUGUGUUUGCUCUCAGCGUUGUAAUGAAGCUCAGCCGGUGGUUGAGAGGUUCCUUCUUGCGUUUCUCUUUGUUCCCCUUUGACUAGACAAGUUCUCUUGUGCUGACGGAGGGCCUAGUAGGCUCAUACCUGCUUUGCUUUGGCUGUGUGAAGAAGCAGGGAAGGUUCAGCUUUUCCGUGACAGAAAUGUGAAUUGCUGUGGUCUUGGAAAGAGAGGCGUGGAACUGCUGGCCUGCAGGUUGGAUUGCUGACUGCAUGGCAGAGAGGGGCCUUGGAAGUCUUCCGUUUUCUGGUGCGGCGUCUCCCCACCCCCACCCCACCCCUGCCCAAGCCCUAAGCAGAGAAUUCUUGGGUUUAGUUAUCUGCUAAAUGGACAUCCUGUGCUGUUUGGACCAGACCUUGAGUUCCAUCUUCUAAGUAGUUUUGUAAGGGCCUGAGAUCUACAGGCGGAGUAGAGUGGGCUCUGCCAUCUCAAGACUGGGGGUGGAGAAAGCUGUUUUGAAGACCUCCCAUCUUUCUGAAUAAACCAAAGGAAUUGGGGUGGGGUCACAGAAAAGAGGCUUUAGCCCACCUCGUUCCCUGGUGCAUUUGGUUUCCAGGGGCAGAGUGUGUCACAGAAGGGGGGCCAUUGUAGACCCCCAGCUCUGACGUGGUACAGCCUGUUCCGCCUCCUCUGGCUCCUGUUGGAGAGGAGGAUGCCUGCAUGCCCAGCCCAGGUUAACGUUUCUGUAAGGAAAAGGGAGGAGCAGCUUUGAGCCCGGACGCUUUGCCAUUCCAGGGGAGAGGACGUGGAGCUCCUCCUGAUCACAUGAUCUGGAAAGGCCGCACUCCAAGGUUGGAUCCGGUGGGCAUUUUUGAGGAGGGGUCUUCAGAGGAGCUCCUGCCUCCCCAUCCCAGGCAGCUUAGCAUUCAAGUUUCUCUGUAUCUGCAUUUCAAGGGCCUAAAGACCUGCGUCUGACCUGUGAGACGUUUCCAAGCAAUAAAGCCGAUUUGUGU